AUGCGCCAUUUUUGCUCAAUAUGCGGCGUCUUAAUCCGUUCGAGCGCCGCUGAAAAUGACAUGGGCCCUCCAGUUGAGGACCUGGAGUGGUACCAAUUGAUCCGGACUUUCUAUAAAGGAUCGCCUGAAUGCACUGUUGAAGCCACUGGACUCGGAUAUCUCAACAGCUUCAACCAGCCUGUUGUGCCUGUGAACUUCAACGAGUUUUACUUGCAACCGGAUGUGGUCAUAGACAACUUUGUCCCGUCUUUUGAUGCUGGCCUGCACAAUCCCACGUACUUAGUCCAUGAAGCUUGUUGGAGAGUCCUGCUCGAUCGAAUUUUGUAUGGCAAUCCAUUGACGGACCUUGUGGCCGUUGCGCUGGCGCAGCUGUUUUGGGGCGCUUGUUUGUAUAGGCAGUACUCUUGUGUCCCAAGACAUGAUCAUGGGGGAUCAACUGAAUACUGGCAUGCUGAAGGAGACCCGAUUGAAGAAAUGACACAGGGAGGACAUGGGCAUUGUGCUGUUGAACCUGUGGGGUUUUUCAGUAUCGAGGACCUUAGGAGCUGCCUUGGUCCUGAGGUUCCGGUGGAAAUACCUGCUACUUCUUCCAUAGCGUCCACACGAAGGCUUGAACAUGGUUCUGACAAGUUCACUAAUCUUCCUACCGAGGUUAUUCACAUACUCUUGACUUGGUUGCGGUCAGAUGAUAUCCAACGACUGCGUCUGGCAUCCCGACCGGUAGCUUCAAUAUCCCACCCGGACCUACUCCCGCAGUUUUUCUGGCAUGGUCGGUUCCUCCCGGAUUUUGAAAUGGGAUUCGCAAUGCCAAUUCACACAGACGGGUUUCAUGACUGGCGGUCACUUUACUUUAGAGUCAAACGCGGCUUGAAGAUGCAUUGCUCUAAUCGACUCAGGAACAGAAAGAGGGUAUGGGACUUUAUUUGCAAUGAGGAAGAUUGGUAUCAAAAGCUAUAUACAGGUAGCGAUGAUGAACUAGACUUGUGUUUGUUCCGCUAG
Messenger RNA from Aspergillus chevalieri, 999 nucleotides. Its product is annotated as F-box domain protein. NCBI's taxonomy places the organism in Eukaryota, Fungi, Ascomycota, Eurotiomycetes, Eurotiales, Aspergillaceae. The record is from RefSeq and is a predicted model, not a curated record. The coding region runs from base 1 to 999 and encodes 332 amino acids. The transcript has 2 exons. Gene Ontology annotation, molecular function: protein binding.